Molecule: messenger RNA, 1571 nt
Organism: Cryptomeria japonica (Japanese cedar)
Lineage: Eukaryota; Viridiplantae; Streptophyta; Pinopsida; Cupressales; Cupressaceae
Product: delta(7)-sterol-C5(6)-desaturase
Exons: 3
Coding region: 318-1286 (322 amino acids)
Biological process (GO): lipid biosynthetic process
Molecular function (GO): oxidoreductase activity; iron ion binding
Source: RefSeq, a predicted model, not a curated record
ACAUAGAUAUUCUAUUUUCUAUAAGAAACCUAGAUGGCAACCUACAAUUUGUGCCCGAGAUUUUCCCCAAAUCUAGGUAAACCAGUUCGAAUAUAACGAUAACCCUGAAUCCAAACACCCAUCCUGCACAGCCCAGAUAUCAUAAUAACUUAGUUGUUAAAGAUACCCAUAUUGUUUAUAUUUGUAUUUAAUAGUGCCGCAGGAUGCUGUUUUGAAACUGUGACCUCAUGCUGUCCUUUCUAAAGCUAGUAUGCUUAAAUUCACAUUGUACUUUCUGUAGAUUUGAUUGAUUUUGAUCAUUACCCAAAUCGCUAAUCAUGAAGGGAUUUCAAAGAUUUCAGUUGGGUAUCCUUGUUUUCGUAGCGUUCAGCUUAACGUUUUUGGAUUUUUCGGCUGCAUCUCAGUCUGUAAUUGCAAAUGCUUCCUCAUCUGACAAGAAGUUAUGGAAUGCAAAUGGCAAGGGGAGCUCUGAAUACUUGCAGAUGUUUGUGGAAGAGACAGAUUGGUAUAAUAGCCUGGUGCUGGGCCCACUUGUGCCAAGGCACAUUUGGUCGCCAUUGCCUAAAUAUUUGCAGACAUGGCUGCGCAAUUACAUUGCUGGGAUUCUUGUUUAUUUCGUAAGCGGAGGACUCUGGUGCUUCUAUAUAUAUUACUGGAAGCGCAAUGCCUAUUUACCUGCAGAGGAUAUACCUUCAAAAGAACCCAUCUUCUUGCAGAUAGCGGUCUCUAUGAAGGCCAUGCCUUUGUAUACUGCUCUUCCCACGGUGUCAGAAUAUAUGAUUGAACAUGGUUGGACAAAGUGUUAUGCUCGUGUAAGUGAAGUUGGUUGGCUCACUUAUAUUGCAUUGAUUGUGUUAUACUUAAUACUGGUGGAGUUUGGGAUUUACUGGAUGCACAGAGAGUUGCAUGACAUAAAACCUCUGUACAAGCAUCUUCAUGCAACUCAUCACAUCUACAACAAGCAAAAUACUUUAUCGCCUUUUGCUGGAUUGGCUUUCCAUCCUCUUGAUGGGAUUUUGCAGGCUAUUCCCCAUGUGAUCGUUUUGUUUAUAAUUCCAGUACACUUUUUUUCUCACGAGUUUCUUCUAUUUUGUGAGGGAGUUUGGACAACCAACAUCCAUGACUGCAUACAUGGUAAGGUUUGGCCAGUUAUGGGGGCUGGUUAUCACACUAUCCAUCAUACAACAUAUCGACACAAUUAUGGUCACUACACCAUUUGGAUGGACUGGAUGUUUGGAACACUUCGUGAUCCAAUUCUUGAUGCAAAGAACUUGAAGGAAAUGUGAUGCUUGGCUGUCUUAUAAGUGGAUGGGAAUUGAUUGUCUCACUUGGUUGCCUUAAUUAAGUAUUAAAAAUUGAAUGUAGUAUUAAAGGAGAAUGAUUUGUGACGUAAUCAAGUUUUGGUUUCAAAUAUGCUAAUGGUGACUAAAAUUCUCCCCCGAGAUAAAUUUGUAUCAUGACUCAGGACAAUCUAGUGGUGUAGAUUUGUACAUUUGGCAAAAUUUUUGCCCACUUUAUUCUGAAAAACAUUGCUAUUUUUUCUGCUUAAAUUUGAAAUUAAUUUUGUAUCA